Messenger RNA from Amoebophrya sp. A120, 1941 nucleotides. The record is from the annotation of a GenBank genome assembly. Lineage: Eukaryota; Dinophyceae; Syndiniales; Amoebophryaceae.
GUUAGAUCCGCGCGGCGACCACCCGAGUCCGAUGCCGAUCGACAGUUCAUCCGCUGCUGCGUUGCGCGAACUUACGGCAAGUACUAGUGCAACAAGCAGUGCACAAGCGCAGAAGCGGCAGUACGACCUGAGACUGAUCCUCCCAUUGUCCGAGGAGAUUUUCGACCCGGCAAACAUCCAGUCGAUCAUAACCGCGUUCACUUCUGCCGGCAACAACUCCCCCUUCUACGGAAAGUUCGCCACAGAAAUCUCCACCAACUUCCUCCCGCCGAAGCAACUGGCGGAUGGGUCGACCAAGCCCGUGUUCGCUUCCACGAGCACAAAUGAUGUGAUCAACGUUUUGCUCCCAACCGCGUCUUCCUCCUCCGCGGAUUUGUCUGGGAUUACUGUUUCCGCAGAUGUGCCCGCGCAAUUUGGCAUCAGCUACUUGCAGGUGAAGCUCGGCUUGAUUUCCGAGCAAGGGAUCCCGGCAGUCGCGUUGCAGAAGGCGUUUUUAUUGGCGUGCAAAUCGGAACUAGUAGAAAACAUCAUGUUUCCGAACAACUACAAGAUCGAUCAAGUCUCCGUGACCCACAUCGGCCAGUCCGCGGCGGAGAACAAGAAGGUGCAAGACUUGUAUUCUGCAGUUCUCUACAUCAUAUGAGAGUGCACAACUCCCCCUCCUCCUCAUUUGUCAUGCAAAAUCCCAAAUCCAUAUCCAGCUGCUGCCUUGUAGCACUGUUUGCAUGACAAAUUCUGGAAGCCCAAACAGUACUACACUGGGCACAUAGAUUUGUCAUGCAUAGGCUCCAUGUGCGCUGGUGUUUGUAUUGCUGUUCAUGCCAUACAAAUGGGGGCGAGGGGGAGUUGGGCACUGUCAUACCUCACCGGAGCGUCCCACAACGAGAUUGGGCGGAUCCAGAGUCUGUUCGUCCCGAUGGUGGUUAUGAAAGUGCACAACUCCCCCUCCCCCUCAUUUGUCAUGCAAAAUGCCUAAGUUACGCCGGGGUUCUUGGCAAUGUUUGCAUGACAAGUUCUAGCAGCCCAAAUAGCACUACAAUCCUGCCCAAACUUGUCAUGCAAAACCGGUAAUCUUGCUGAUGCUUGUAUUGUUGUUCAUGCAAUACAAAUGAGGGGGAGGGGGAGUUGUGCACUUUCAUGGUGGUGAAGGGAAAAACGGAAGACGCGGCAAGUGAUGGCCUCGCGAAGCAGUUUUUACUGAAGAUUGGGGAGAAUCUGGCGGAUGAGCUGCAGAUCACAGACAGUGCGAAAUAUCCUCAGACCUUCACCGCUGACUUCGCCGAUCCGGUCGCCCAGUCGAUCGCGAAGAUUGAGUUACAAAACGCUUUACCACCACCCCCACACGACGCCGAAAAAUGCGGCUACGACCCGAACCCCUCGAUUCUUCCGGGCAAGUGGUUCCUCUACAUGUACAAGCACGGACAGAAUAAAGCGGCCAACGGCUGGAAUGACAUGCGGUUUGGGAAAAACGUUAAUGGGUUAAAUUCCCUCUGCCCGCACCCGACAAGUGGGAAUGCGAAAAUGUCGGAAGCGUUAUUCGACGCGUCCUGCUUCACGGAGCUCCUCGCGGUCGGUGGCACCGGCGCGUGGGCGAAAAUCUGGCGCAAGGACGGGGCUUGUAUCCCCGCGAAAGACGCGUUUGGCGAGGGAGAGAAGCGGACGAACGGCUUCUACAGCAUUGAGUUUUCCACGGGCUACAAGGGCGACGCGAUUGUGAAGAACUUGUACCACGGACCCUUGUUCAAUGACAUCAAUACGGGCUCCAUGUGGAUGUGGCGUUGCAACAGCAAGAACGCCGACGGAAGCAGCUGCGCGCAGUACGACAGUGGCAGUGUGCUUGGGAGCCAAUACGACAACAGCCCGGGUUCCUGGGGCACGCUGUUGACUUCCCUCCCCGGGCGGUAUGCCCCGGGGGGCGAAAAGGGGAGAGGGACUGACGGG